Cotesia congregata is the source of this 396-nucleotide messenger RNA. The record is from the annotation of a GenBank genome assembly. Lineage: Eukaryota; Metazoa; Arthropoda; Insecta; Hymenoptera; Braconidae.
AUGUCUGGUCGUGGCAAAGGAGGUAAAGCAAAGGGAAAGUCAAAGACUCGCUCAAGCCGUGCUGGUCUCCAAUUUCCAGUGGGCCGUAUCCAUCGUAUGUUAAGGAAAGGAAAUUACGCUGAACGUGUUGGAGCUGGUGCUCCAGUAUACCUUGCCGCUGUCAUGGAAUACUUGGCCGCUGAAGUUCUGGAGUUGGCUGGAAACGCUGCUCGUGACAACAAGAAGUCCAGAAUCAUCCCACGUCAUCUUCAGCUCGCUAUCCGUAACGACGAGGAAUUGAACAAACUUCUAUCUGGAGUUACCAUCGCUCAAGGAGUGAGCGAAGUGCUUUGGACAGACAGAGAUACGAAGCUGAGACACCGAGCUGUUCACAUCGACAAAGAGAAAAAACCGUGA